AUGAGGGAGAACGCUGACUGGGCGACUGAGACGCUGCGCCAGUGGGCGGGCGAAGCGGAGGCGGCGGGCAACGCGGCGAAGGAGGCGGCCGGGGAUGCGGCCAGGAAGGCUGGGGACAAGUUGGAGGAGGCUGCCGGGGCUGUGCCCACCGGCGAGCAGGGCGCCGCGUCUGCCACCGCCGCGGACUUUGCGGCGGAUGCGGUGGGCGAGAAAGCCGGCCCCCUGGGGGCGCAGGGUGCCGAGGCGGCCGACGCGACCAAGGAGGCGGCCAGCAGGGCUGCAGAUGAGGUUUCCCGCCAGGCGGAUGCGGCCGCCGCCACCGCGGGCGGCCUGCUGUCUGGCCUGCGCAGCACGGCCGUGGCCGCCCUUGGGGCGAUGCUGGGGCCCCUGGAGCGGGAGGGUGCGUUCGACGGCACCGCGGCUGUCGUGACGGGCCCCUCCGAGCCUAUCCCCGUCGAGCGGCUGAGUGCUGACGAGGCGGCGCGCCUGGAUCGUGCGCGCGGCGCGGUGGAGGGGGACGCCGUGCGCGUCGCCGGGGAGAAGACUGACCGCGCGCUGGGAGUCCGCGAUGCUGGCGGCCGCGACGCCCGCCGCAGCGAGGGCAGCGGCCCGUCGGCGGGGGCCCCUGUGGGUGAUGAGGAGCUGGGCGUUGCCGACAAGGUCAAAGAUCGUGCACAGGCCGCCCUCGACGACGCCGCCACCGCCGCCGGCGCCGCGUUUGGCCACGCCGAGGCCGCCGCCGCCCAGGCCGCCGAAGCGCUCGCGCGCCAGCAGGACCACGGCCCCGCCACGCUGCACAUCGGCAACACCGAGGUCGAGCUGCGGGAGCCGUUUGCGCCGGCGGCGCCGCCGUCCAACACUGAGGACAUUCUGGCGGAGCGCGCGCGCGCCGCGGCCGCGCAGGCGGAGGAGGAUGCUGCGCGGGGGCCGGCGCGGGUGUGA
Monoraphidium neglectum is the source of this 942-nucleotide messenger RNA. RefSeq lists its product as hypothetical. The transcript is spliced from 5 exons. NCBI's taxonomy places the organism in Eukaryota, Viridiplantae, Chlorophyta, Chlorophyceae, Sphaeropleales, Selenastraceae. The coding region runs from base 1 to 942 and encodes 313 amino acids. The record is from RefSeq and is a predicted model, not a curated record.